ACGUGGGAGCAGCCACCCCUUUUCAACAGGGAAGGAAGAAGGAGAGUUGUGUGGGAGACAUGAUGGAGCGCUACAGGCACUUACACAGGAUCAUUCUCAUGGUUGUUCUGCAAGGGGGGUUCCCAGGUUCGUACAGUAAGGAUCGGGCCAUUACCCUCCCUGAAUCCAUCAGAGCAUUGAGAGGAUCCUGUGUGGAGAUUCCCUGCACAUUCACCCGCCCCAGGGGCAACAAGGACUUCCGUCUGGUUUGGUACAAGGGAAUCGAUUUUCGUCCUGACAAAAUAAUAUUCAGCCAACAGAAUCCCUCUGAUGUGAGUGAGGGUAACAGAGGCCGCACUUCCCUGGUCGGCAAUGAGCCAAACAGCUGCUCCCUGAGGAUUAAUGAUGUGCGAGAAAGUGACAGUUAUUAUCCCUAUAUACAUGGGAACUGUGAUGUCACCAGUGUGUGUCAGACAGUGAGGGUUACAGUCUCAGAUGUUCCCAAUGAGCCAGCAAUACAGAUACCCACAGAUCUAACUGAGGGGGAACGUGCCCCCAUCUCCUGCUCUGUAGAACACACGUGCCCCCCCAGGCCCCCUACUCUACAGUGGAACAGAGCUGGGUAUAAGCUCACUGACAGGCAGCAGAGCCUUAAGGAUGGAGUAUGGAAAGCUGAGACUGUAAUGGAAUAUCUCCCCUCCUACCGGGAUCAUAAGGCUAAACUUGAAUGUGAAGCUACGUAUCCAAAUGGGCUCAAAUCCAAAAGUCGCUCAGCCGCUUUAAACAUCAGAUAUUCUCCGAAAAAUGUAGCAGUUGUUAUAUCUUAUGGGAAGAAGGAAAGGAAAGAAGGCGAUGCAGUGAGUUUAACCUGUGACAGUGAUGCCAACCCUGCUGCCAAUGCCUUUACCUGGUACAACAAUAAGAGAGAUGGAACUGUAGAGCUGAGGGAGGAGCAGGGGCGGAGCAUAACUGUGACUGUGGGGCGGGGCAGAGAGACAUUCUCCUGCACUGCAAGGAACCCACUGGGAACUGGGAAUUCCACUCUCUCUGAGCUGCAGGUUUUAUAUAAAGCCCAAAAUGUCACAAUUAAAGGAAAAGAUGAAGUGAAGGAAGGAGCAGCCCUGGAGCUUGAAUGCCAUUUCUCAGACUAUAACCCACCAACAACUCAGUACAGCUACAGCUGGUAUCUAAAUGGGAAUCCUGUGAAUGGGGAGACUGGCAGAAUAUUACAGAUAAAUAACAUUACAGAGUCCCAUUCUGGCAACUACAGCUGCAAUGUGCAGAACGGAGCGGGACCUUCCUAUUCCCCAGGCUUUACUGUUACACUGAUGUCUGCACAGACAGGAGAGGGACUGCCCAUGUGGAUUGUACUCGGGGGUGGAGCUGUUGCUGUAUUGGUCAUACUAUUGGUUCUGGCUCUAUAUUUAUUUCUUAGAACAUCCAGAAAGAAACAGAAACUGGAAGCUUCCGGAGGCAGAGGGAUGGAAACCAACAAUCAGGGGCACGGACCAAAUGAAGAACCAGAGAACUAUUACUGCAACGUCUCAGCCAUUGCUGGUUCCUCAAGGAACGGCACAGCAGGGACCCAGAUGGGAGAGAUUGAGUUAGAAGAUAUUUACACCGAGCCAAAGGAGCCAAUCGAUGUUGAGUAUACUUUGGUGGAUCAUGUGCCGGGUAAGGAAGCCCCUCAAACGCAGAACCCUACGGACGAGACAGAAUAUUCACUUGUGACCUUCUGAUUUGGAAGCGCAGAGAAAAUUCUCCUUCUCAUGUGAAGACCAAAAGGUUUCCAGUGUUUUUAUUCGACUUCGAUGUCCCUGCUGAGGAUUUCUAGAACACUUUGCAGUAUUUAAACACCACAAGAACUUCUCUAGUGUGGCCUCCUCCCAGGCUAUGCUGUAUUCCUACUACCAGAACUUCUCUAGUGUGGCCUCCUCCCAGGCUAUGCUGUAUUCCUACUACCAGAACUUCUCUAGUGUGGCCUCCUCCCAGGCUAUGCUGUAUUCCUACUACCAGAACUUCUCUAGUGUGGCCUCCUCCCAGGCUAUGCUGUAUUCCUACUACCAGAACUUCUCUAGUGUGGCCUCCUCCCAGGCUAUGCUGUAUUCCUACUACCAGAACUUCUCUAGUGUGGCCUCCUCCCAGGCUAUGCUGUAUUCCUACUACCAGAACUUCUCUAGUGUGGCCUCCUCCCAGGCUAUGCUGUAUUCCUACUACCAGAACUUCUCUAGUGUGGCCUCCUCCCAGGCUAUGCUGUAUUCCUACUACCAGAACUUCUCUAGUGUGGCCUCCUCCCAGGCUAUGCUGUAUUCCUACUACCAGAACUUCUCUAGUGUGGCCUCCUCCCAGGCUGUGCUGUAUUCCUACUACCAGAACUUCUCUAGUGUGGCCUCCUCCCAGGCUAUGCUGUAUUCCUACUACCAGAACUUACAGUACAGUCUCAUUGAGUAAAUGAGCCACAAAAUGGGCACAAAUUGCCAAGUUGUUUUCCCUUAAUGCAAUGUUUUUGUCCAGUGCAACAUUUUGCACCAGAUUCAGAUUAAAAUGUGCCCCAGUUGCUAUUUAAUAAACAAGUGCCCUUGUUAAAAAUAAGCAAAGUUAAUUAGACUAGUAUUAGGGUUGCCACCUGUCCGUCUUUGACCCAGUUUUCGGAAGGGCUGUCCGGUCAAAACCACCUGUCCAGUUUCCUCUUUGAGACUGACUUGGCUAUCGGCCAAUCGCCAACAGCUACGUCAUAACCCUGGGUCAUCAUAGCUCCACCCACAUGACGGCAUUGGCCCUAUUCAGUGACAUUACAUUCGCCCCCCUGCCUGGGGUUAGCCACGGCAUAAGGUAGUAACCCUAACUGGUAUAAAAAUUACAUCCUGCCUAUUAUUUGAAUUUAAAAAAAUCACAUUUUCCUAUGUUUGUGCCAUUAUAAAGCACUAAUUUGGAAGUUGGAAGUUUCCACUGACCUGACCCCACUUUCUCUAUGAACAGGACAAUUUGUUCAGGGCUCCCUAUCUACCGUUGAAGAAACAAACCCUUUCUCUCUCUCUAAGCAGCAGCCUUUGAGCGGCUCAUUAUCAGGGGCUUCUCUGUAGACUGGCAAUUAAUUUUAUUAGCUCCUUUAAAGUUGAAACCAUAGAUAUUUCUAUGGGCAAAAAGUAUGUUAAGCACAAGCCCUGUUCAUUCAGCUCAUGUUGAUCAUACCUGGCCAACCAUUGGCCCAUUAUAAUCAGGGGAACAGAUACAGUGCUAAUUGCCAGGGAAUUCACUUUUACGUCAUAUUCUACAGCUAUAGUCGCAGUGUAUAGUUUUUUAGGAAAAAAAAAAUAACAACAA
Xenopus tropicalis (tropical clawed frog) is the source of this 3303-nucleotide messenger RNA. RefSeq names its product sialoadhesin (gene fcrl1). Bases 60 to 1718 code for a protein of 552 amino acids. The record is from RefSeq and is a predicted model, not a curated record. The transcript has 11 exons. Lineage: Eukaryota; Metazoa; Chordata; Amphibia; Anura; Pipidae.